This is a messenger RNA of Heterobasidion irregulare TC 32-1, 183 nucleotides long. RefSeq lists its product as uncharacterized. The transcript has 2 exons. NCBI's taxonomy places the organism in Eukaryota, Fungi, Basidiomycota, Agaricomycetes, Russulales, Bondarzewiaceae. The coding region runs from base 1 to 183 and encodes 60 amino acids. The record is from RefSeq and is a predicted model, not a curated record.
AUGUAUCUAGGUAUCGAGGGUGGCAGAGGUACGAGGAACAAAGCAGCCUGUGGACGCGACCUCCAGAUUUGUGAAGUUCUCGCAGAGCCAGAACGAGAGCAGAGGGCGGGGCCGGUUCUGGCUGUUCCUCUGAGUAGCAAAACACGGGCUCGCAGACCCGCUCAUUCGACAACUCCUUUCUGA